Messenger RNA from Ceratosolen solmsi marchali, 1457 nucleotides. Its product is annotated as neuronal acetylcholine receptor subunit alpha-2-like. Gene Ontology annotation, cellular component: membrane. The coding region runs from base 100 to 1389 and encodes 429 amino acids. Gene Ontology annotation, molecular function: extracellular ligand-gated monoatomic ion channel activity; transmembrane signaling receptor activity. The record is from RefSeq and is a predicted model, not a curated record. The transcript is spliced from 7 exons. Gene Ontology annotation, biological process: monoatomic ion transmembrane transport. Lineage: Eukaryota; Metazoa; Arthropoda; Insecta; Hymenoptera; Agaonidae.
CGACGUACGAUAUAUAGUUUUCGUCGAUCAGUUACGAUCUACAAGCGUAGUUCGAUCAAGCGUUCAUAAUACAAGAACAAAAGAAGAAACGUCAAGAGCAUGGUGCUCGUUAUCUUUAUUAUAUUAUUAAACUUUUUAAUUGGAUGUCGCGCUGAAGGAUCACCUGAAUGUAAUGUAAUUGGGUCCAAAUCCCCUUCGCUACGACUUAAAAGACACUUAUUUUGCGAGUAUGAUAAAUCGAUAAGACCAGUUCUACAGAAAGGUACUGCUGUUAAUGUCACUAUCAGCCUUUCACCAAAGUUUAUGGACUUUAUUGAUCGAACUAGUACAUUUAUUCUUCAUUCAUGGAUAUUUAUUAAUUGGAAAGAUGAACAUUUAACAUGGAAACCAAAUGAUUUCAAUGAAGUUAAUAGAAUGCGCGUGAAAAGUGAUGAAAUCUGGGUACCAGAUUUUUCAGUGUAUAACUCAGGAGACAUGGACCGUUCUCAAACCGGCAUAUCUGAUACAAUUUGUCAAAUCACAUAUACGGGUACCGUAAUCUGCGUGUCAUCUAUUAAAUAUAGCACUCAAUGCGAUACAGAUUUUACAUAUUGGCCAUACGAUACACAAGUAUGCAGUAUUCAUAUGGGUUCAUGGACUCACACAGGUGAAGAAAUUAGUUUUGAUUUUCGACAAAGAUCUAUUAACAUGUUAACUUUUACACCACACAAACAAUGGUUAAUUAGAAAUUACACAGCAAGAAAAUAUAGUCCAAAAUUCAACUGUUGUCCCAAUGAUACUUUUCCUACAUUAAUAGUUGACUUCAAUUUGCAAAGGCAUUCUUCCAUGAUUCAUGCAGUUUUUGUUACUCCUGCUGUUGUUUUAAUGAUUAUCACAUUAACAGUACUCUGGUUAGAUUCGAGAUCCGUUGAAAGAAUAUCACUUGCCGCAGUGAACUUUAUUUGUCACAUGCUAUGUAUAUACGAUCUUCAUUGGUUGCUUCCAUCAAAUGGAUCUACACCUCCAUAUAUAUUACUCUUCUACCGAGAUUCCAUGGUGCUAGCGAUGUUAGCGAUGAUCAUUACUAGUCUUUUGCGCAAACUUCAAGCAACAAAAGUUUCUGCGCCAAGAUGGAUCGUAACAACAGUAACAUUUGUAUUGAGUAACCGUGCUGGGCGUUUCUUUUUGAUCGGUAAUACCCCAGAUGAAACAAUGAAUAUUGAAGGAGACUUAGAAGAAAGUAGCGAACCAGAGGGCAACAUAAUAUCGUCAAAAAAUCAAGAUGACUCGUGGAGAAAGCUUGCUAUAAUCAUUGAGUGGUUAAAUUUCACGAUAACCAUAUUCGUCUAUCUACUCUUGAUACUUUUAUUCGUUCCUAUCUCUGACGAUAAACACAAAACUUCAGUUUAGCCGAAUUUGAUAUGUUAUAUAACUAGUCAAAUAUGAAAAUAAUUAAUAUUUCUGACGAAUCAUACUAU